AUGGGGAAAUAUAGCCACUGCACAGAGGUAACUCCGGAAUGCCCUGUCGAGGCGACUAUUUAUGGCUACAAACCUAAUCCAGCAGUCAACUUGAUAUGCGUGGUUGUCUUUGGCGUACUGUUCUUUGUUGCGGUUUGGCAAACUUACAAGCAUAAGACAUACUCAUUCGGAGUUGCAAUGUCUCUGGGCUGCGUGGCUGAAGCCAUAGGAUACGGCGGUCGCCUCGUUCUCAACAGAAACCCCUGGGAUUCAAAUGGUUUCCAAAUCCAAAUCUGCACUCUCAUCAUCGCACCGUCAUUCUUCACAGCCGCCAUAUAUCUCACCCUCAAACAUCUGUGUUUCGCCCUGGGACCGCAUCUCUCAAUAAUAAAGCCGUCGCUAUACACCUGGAUAUUCAUCAGCUUUGACGUCCUAUCUCUCUCACUCCAGGGUGCUGGUGGCGCACUCGCAGCAACUGGGGACACAGAGCCAGACAAGAACAGGGGAGCUCAAAUCAUGCUUUCUGGUAUUGUGUGGCAAAUUGUCACAUUGAUAAUUUUCGGUGGUAUGGCUGGACAUUUCUUCUGGCGCCUGCUUGGUGAUGGUGGCCGCCGGAUGUCCAUCGAGUCUCAGAAGGUGUGGGCGAACACAAAAUUCAGGAGAUUCCUUAUUAGCUUGGAUAUCUCAUUCUUCGUAAUUUUUGUUCGAUGCACUUACCGAAUCGCCGAAAUGGCCGGAGGCUGGUCCAAUCACAUUAUGCAAGAUGAAAUCUCAUUCGUUAUUCUAGAGGGAGUGAUGUGCAUAAUCGCUGCCAUCCUUCUUACCACCUUCCACCCAGGCACCCACUUCCCUCAAAUGCGAACAGACUAUCAAAAGGACAACACUGACCGGUUCUCAAUGGUUCCACCCCAACAAACUGAAACCUCGUAUGUCGCAGUUGACCGCCAGCCGCUUAUUGAUAACCAGCGUCCAGAAACAGAAGACCAAGGCCGCCUCUGGCCUGCUGUCAUCGUACCCCCUGUCCCGUGA
Histoplasma mississippiense is the source of this 1008-nucleotide messenger RNA. RefSeq lists its product with no specific name. The transcript has 4 exons. Gene Ontology annotation, cellular component: fungal-type vacuole; plasma membrane. NCBI's taxonomy places the organism in Eukaryota, Fungi, Ascomycota, Eurotiomycetes, Onygenales, Ajellomycetaceae. Bases 1 to 1008 code for a protein of 335 amino acids. The record is from RefSeq and is a predicted model, not a curated record.